Molecule: messenger RNA, 790 nt
Organism: Struthio camelus australis
Lineage: Eukaryota; Metazoa; Chordata; Aves; Struthioniformes; Struthionidae
Source: RefSeq, a predicted model, not a curated record
AUGGAGGGAGAUGGAGGACAGAGGAGCACCAACAUCAUCGCCAGCUUCAAGAACCUCGUGCCCCAGCAAGCCACGGUGAUCCGGGAAGGAGACAAGUUCCAGAUUGACGCCAACCAGCUGGUGGUGGGCGACGUGGUGGAGAUCAAGGGGGGCGACCGGGUGCCCGCCGACAUCCGCAUCCUCAGCGCCCAGGGCUGCAAGGUGGAUAACUCGUCGCUGACGGGAGAGUCGGAGCCGCCGACGCGGUCGCGACCCGAGUGCACCCACGAGUCACCUCUGGAGACCCGCAACAUCGCCUUCUUCUCCACCAUGUGCCUCGAAGGUACGGCCACGGGGCUGGUGAUCAACACGGGCGCCCGGACCCUCAUCGGGCGCAUCGCCAGCCUGGCCUCGGGCGUGGAGAACGAGAAGACGCCCAUCGCCAUCGAGAUCGAGCACUUCGUCGACAUCAUCGCCGGCCUCGCCAUCUUCUUCGGCGGCACCUUCUUCGUGGUGGCCAUGGUCAUCGGCUACCCCUUCCUCCGUGCCAUGGUCUUCUUCAUGGCCAUCGUGGUGGCCUACGUGCCCGAGGGGCUGCUGGCCACCGUCACGGUGUGCCUGUCGCUGACGGCGAAGCGGCUGGCGCGGAAGAACUGCGUGGUGAAGAACCUGGAGGCGGUGGAGACGCUGGGCUCCACCUCGGUCAUCUGCUCCGACAAGACGGGCACCCUCACGCAGAACCGCAUGACCGUGGCCCACCUCUGGUUCGACAACCAGAUCCACACGGCUGACACCACCGAGGACCAGUCCG